GACGAGAGGGUGAGGAGAGGGUGUAGCCGAUCCUCGGAGGGGCUCGCUCUGGUGGACUUGCUGUUGGCUGGGCGGCGCCAUGGCGGAGAGAAAAGGCACAGCCAAAGUGGACUUCCUGAAGAAGAUUGAGAGAGAAAUCCAGCAGAGAUGGGAGACUGAGAAGGUGUUUGAGGUCAGUGCGUGUGACGCAGAGCAGCAGACCAGCCGGGGCAAGUACUUUGUAACAUUUCCAUAUCCGUAUAUGAAUGGGCGUCUUCAUUUGGGACACACGUUUUCUUUAUCCAAAUGUGAGUUUGCAGUUGGAUACCAGAGACUGAAAGGCAAGACUUGCCUGUUUCCCUUUGGCUUGCACUGCACGGGGAUGCCUAUAAAGGCAUGUGCUGACAAGUUAAAAAGAGAAAUAGAGCUGUAUGGUUGUCCUCCUGAUUUUCCAGAUGAAGAAGAGGAGGAGGAAGUCAAUGUUAAAACAGAAGAUGUAGUAAUUAAGGAUAAAGCUAAAGGAAAAAAGAGUAAAGCUGCUGCCAAAGCUGGAUCCUCUAGGUACCAGUGGGACAUCAUGAAAUCCCUGGGCCUGUCGGACGGGGAGAUCGUCCAGUUUUCCGAAGCAGAGCAUUGGCUUGAUUAUUUCCCACCACUGGCUGUUCAGGAUCUGAAAAGGAUGGGUUUGAAGGUGGAUUGGCGGCGUUCCUUCAUCACCACUGAUGUGAAUCCUUACUAUGAUUCAUUUGUCAGGUGGCAAUUUUUAACGUUAAGAGAAAGAAACAAAAUUAAAUUUGGAAAACGGUAUACCAUUUAUUCUCCAAAAGAUGGACAGCCUUGCAUGGAUCAUGACAGACAGACUGGAGAGGGUGUUGGACCUCAGGAAUAUACGUUAAUCAAGUUGAAAGUGCUGGAGCCAUACCCAUCCAAAUUGAGUGGCCUGAAAGGUAAAAAUAUCUUUUUGGUAGCUGCCACUCUCAGACCUGAGACCAUGUUUGGACAGACAAAUUGUUGGGUUCAUCCUGAUGUGAAGUAUAUUGGAUUUGAGACGAUGAAUGGUGAUAUAUUCAUCUGUACCCAGAGAGCAGCCAGAAACAUGUCGUACCAGGGCUUCACCAAAGACAAUGGAGUGGUGCCUGUUGUUAAGGAAUUAAUGGGGGAGGAAAUACUUGGGGCAUCACUUGCUGCACCUUUAACAUCCUAUAAAGUGAUCUAUGUUCUCCCAAUGCUCACGAUUAAGGAGGAUAAAGGCACUGGGGUGGUCACGAGUGUUCCCUCGGACUCUCCUGAUGACUUUGCUGCCCUCAGAGACCUGAAGAGAAAGCAGGCCUUACGAGCCAAGUAUGGAAUUAGGGAUGACAUGGUCUUGCCAUUUGAACCUGUACCAGUCAUUGAAAUCCCGGGUUUUGGAGAUCUUUCUGCUGUAACACUUUGUGAUGAGUUAAAAAUUCAGAGCCAGAAUGACCGAGAAAAACUUACAGAAGCAAAGGAGAAGUUAUAUCUAAAGGGAUUUUAUGAAGGUAUAAUGCUGGUGGAUGAAUUUAAAGGACAGAAGAUCCAGGAUGUAAAGAAGACCAUUCAGAAGAAGAUGAUGGACACCGGGGAUGCGUUGAUUUAUAUGGAGCCAGAGAAGCAAGUGAUGUCCAGGUCUGCAGAUGAAUGCGUUGUGGCUCUCUGUGACCAGUGGUACUUGGAUUAUGGGGAAGAGAACUGGAAGAAGCAGACAUCUCAGUGCUUGAAGAACAUGGAAACGUUCUGUGAGGAGACCAGGAGGAAUUUUGAAGCUACCUUAGGUUGGCUGCAAGAACAUGCUUGCUCGAGAACGUACGGUUUAGGCACCCGCCUGCCUUGGGAUGAGCAGUGGCUGAUUGAGUCGCUCUCUGACUCCACCAUCUACAUGGCAUUUUACACAGUUGCCCACCUGCUGCAGGGAGGUAACUUGCGUGGGCAGGCAGAAUCUCCGCUAGGAAUCAGGCCACAGCAGAUGACUAAGGAAGUUUGGGAUUAUAUUUUCUUCAAGAAUGCUCCUUUUCCUAAGACUCAAAUCCCAAAGGAAAAAUUGGAUCAGUUGAAACAGGAAUUUGAGUUCUGGUACCCAGUGGAUCUUCGAGUCUCUGGCAAGGAUCUUGUGCCAAAUCAUCUCUCUUAUUACCUUUAUAAUCAUGUGGCUAUGUGGCCAGAACAAAGUGACAAAUGGCCCACAGCUGUGAGAGCAAAUGGACAUCUCCUCCUCAACUCUGAGAAGAUGUCAAAAUCCACUGGGAACUUCCUCACUUUGACGCAAGCUGUUGAAAAUUUUUCAGCUGAUGGCAUGCGCUUGGCGCUGGCAGAUGCCGGUGACACCGUGGAAGAUGCCAACUUUGUGGAAGCCAUGGCAGAUGCAGGCAUUCUCCGUCUGUACACCUGGGUGGAAUGGGUGAAAGAAAUGGUUGCCAGCAGGGACAGCCUGAGAAGUGGUCCUGCCAGCUCUUUCAAUGAUAGAGUGUUUGCCAGUGAAAUGAAUGCAGGAAUUAUAAAAACAGAUCAAAACUAUGAAAAGAUGAUGUUUAAAGAAGCUUUGAAAACAGGGUUUUUUGAGUUUCAGGCUGCGAAAGAUAAGUACCGUGAAUUGUCCAUGGAAGGAAUGCACAGAGAACUCGUGUUCCGGUUCAUUGAGGUUCAAACACUCCUCUUGGCUCCGUUCUGUCCACAUUUGUGUGAACAUGUCUGGACACUUCUAGGAAAGCCUGACUCAAUUAUGACUGCUUCCUGGCCCGUGGCAGGUCCUGUGGAUGAAGUCUUGGUGCGCUCCUCUCAAUACCUCAUGGAGGUAGCACACGAGCUCAGACUGAGACUCAAGAGCUAUAUGAUGCCAGCCAAGGGGAAGAAGACAGACAAGCAGCCACCUCAGAAACCAUCACAUUGCACCAUCUUCGUGACUAAGAACUACCCUCCUUGGCAGCACAUCACCCUGUCGGUUCUGCGAAACCACUUUGAGGCCAACAAUGGAAAAUUGCCUGAUAACAAAGUCAUUGCUAGUGAACUAGGCAAUUUGCCAGAGUUGAAGAAAUACAUGAAGAAAGUGAUGCCUUUUGUUGCUAUGAUCAAGGAAAAUCUGGAGAAGAUGGGGCCUCGUGUUCUGGAUUUGCAGUUGGAAUUUGACGAACAGGCAGUGCUAAUGGAGAAUAUCGUCUACCUGACUAACUCCCUUGAGCUGGAACACAUAGAAGUAAAGCUUGCUUCCGAUGCAGAAGAUAAAGUCAGGGAAGACUGCUGUCCUGGAAAGCCACUCUCUGUGUUUAGAACAGAGCCUGGUGUGCCAGUUUCUCUGGUGAAUCCCCAGCCGUCCAAUGGCCACUUCUCAACCAAAAUGGAAAUCAGGCAAGGAGACAACUGUGAUUCCAUAAUCAGGCGUUUAAUGAAAAUGGACCGAGGAAUCAAAGACCUUUCCAAAGUGAAACUGAUGAGAUUUGAUGACCCACUGCUGGGGCCUCGGCAAGUUCCUGUCCUUGGAAAAGAGCAUACUGGAAAGACUUCUAUUUCUGAGCAUGCUGUUUUCCAUGUGGACCUCACAAGCAAGAAAAUCCACCUUACUGAAAAUGGGCUACAGACAGAUAUUGGCGACACAAUGAUAUAUCUGGUUCAUUAAACUCAUGCAGAUUGGAGACUCAUCCUGGUGUGUCAAGACACUACCACUGUGACCUUGCCUGUUGACUGGCCAUGAAAACCCAGUGCUAGACUCCAGUAGUUCUCAUGUCUAACCAUCCAGUCAUACGUGUAACCAUAGGUAUAUGAACUUGUCUUUAAUUUCUGGUUUUAAUAAAUUUUUUCCUCUUCUUUGGAUCACCAAGAGAAA
This is a messenger RNA of Ochotona princeps (American pika), 3814 nucleotides long. RefSeq names its product leucyl-tRNA synthetase 1 (gene LARS1). The record is from RefSeq and is a predicted model, not a curated record. Gene Ontology annotation, biological process: leucyl-tRNA aminoacylation. Gene Ontology annotation, molecular function: aminoacyl-tRNA deacylase activity; leucine-tRNA ligase activity; ATP binding. The transcript has 32 exons. Bases 80 to 3607 code for a protein of 1175 amino acids. Lineage: Eukaryota; Metazoa; Chordata; Mammalia; Lagomorpha; Ochotonidae.